AGGGCUUGUCGCCAUCUUUUAAUUUCAACUACAUUCAGCUUUGUCAUCUUUGGAAGCUGUUUGUAAAACAUUUAUAAGUGAUUAUUUUUCGUUUUUUAAACGUGUAUACAAAAUGUCGAGUGGAGCACUUUUUGGUAAUAAUGUUAAUCGAGGCGCAAGUAAAAAUCUUGUUGAAUUUAAAGCCGGAAAAAUGACAAUGAAGGGAAGCAAGGUUUAUCCAGACAAUAGGAAAGGACAACUUUAUGUAUAUCAGUCGGACGAUUGUUUAAUGCAUUUUUGUUGGAAAGACAGAACUUCUGGAGUUGUUGAAGACGAUUUGAUCAUAUUUCCCGAUGACUGUGAAUUUAAACAUGUUCCUCAGUGCACUACUGGCAGAGUGUAUCUUUUAAAAUUUAAAUCGUCCAGUAGAAGAUUCUUCUUUUGGCUCCAGGAUCUAAAAACCGAUAAGGACGAUGAACACUGCAGGAAGAUCAACGAAGUUCUCAAUAAUCCACCAACACCAGGUUCUCAAAGAAGUGGUGGUGCAAAUCCAGAGGGUGAUUUACAAAAUCUCUUGAAUAAUAUGUCGCAACAGCAAUUGAUUCAAUUAUUCGGUGGCGUGGGACAAAUUGGAGGAUUAGGAAAUUUAUUGGGAACAAUGAAUCGACCACAUGGAACUGCUAGAACAACUACCACGACUUCCUCGACGCCAGUUGCAACAACUAUCGUCACCAGGCCACCUGCUGCUCAAACCCCAGCACCUACUGCCACAGCAUCUGCUGGAGCUGCCACCACCGAAACAUCCAGAUCUACUGGAGGUUCUAAAACUUCAAGUAGAACAGCAGCACCAGCAUCUGGAACAGAAGAUGAAUCAAGAACUCCAAUAAGAGUCAGUGAUUUAGUACAAUAUCUUUCUGAAAUACCAACACCAUCCGAAGGUCGGACUGAUCAGAGGGGCGUAGCAAGCGAGUUGAGCAGUUCCAUCCCAGGGGCGAUUUCGUCGACCGAGAACCUUGAAUUAGAAAUGAAAGAGCACUUGCCACCCGGGGACAACCUCAAUACCACGCUAUCGUCUCCUCAGUUCUCCCAGGCGCUAUCAAUGUUCUGGUCUGCUUUGCAGUCCGGUCAGGCUGGCCCAGUCAUUCGUCAAUUUGGUCUUGGAACGCAGGCGGUCAAUGCAGCAACCAAUGGAAAUCUCGAGCAAUUUGUGAGCGCACUUGAGUUCGUGAUGAAGGACGACCAGGAGCAGGAGCAACGCAGUGAGCAGGGUAAGGAUGACAAAAGCAAGAAGCAACCUCCAUCUGGAGCUGGAUCAACUGAUAAGAAAGAUGAGGAUGACGAGGGAAUGUGUUUCGAUUAAAAAAAAAAGACUGGAUUUGAAUUCGACACUUUUUUCUUUCUGUUUUUUUUUCCUUUUUUUUCUCUCUAUCUCUCUCUCUCUCUUUUGUAAUGUCUCUCUGUGUGUCGUGCGAAAUAAUUUUUGCUCUGGAUAUACUGGUAACUUGAAUUAUUCUUACUAAUGCUUCACUACGACUUGUGUAUCUCUUUGCAAUAUCGGUUUAAAAGAAAAUAGUAGAGUGUAAGUUUCACAUUAUAUAAUAAAAAGAAAAUUGUUUUGUUGAAAGAUGAUGAAAA
Leptopilina heterotoma is the source of this 1614-nucleotide messenger RNA. It is a transcript of the gene Rpn13, whose product is annotated as proteasomal ubiquitin receptor ADRM1. Gene Ontology annotation, cellular component: nucleus; proteasome regulatory particle, lid subcomplex; cytoplasm. Bases 113 to 1339 code for a protein of 408 amino acids. Gene Ontology annotation, biological process: ubiquitin-dependent protein catabolic process. Gene Ontology annotation, molecular function: endopeptidase activator activity; proteasome binding; ubiquitin binding. The transcript is spliced from 5 exons. NCBI's taxonomy places the organism in Eukaryota, Metazoa, Arthropoda, Insecta, Hymenoptera, Figitidae. The record is from RefSeq and is a predicted model, not a curated record.